AUGUUGGCUCGAAUGGACGUACCCAUACCACUCGCACGAGGAAUUGCUCAGAGUACAACGUUCGCGGAUGAAGGCGCAGCGGUGUUCCCUUCCCGUCGCGCCCUUUGUGUUCUGUGCAACGCGUUGUUGGCUUCAGGCCACGGCGCAGAUGCUGGGCGCGAGGGGACAGAGCUGCGUCGACUCGCGGCAGUUGCCGUGGAUUUCGCUGUUGAUGCCCAUCCUCCUGGUGCUGCCCGAAGCUUCAGCGUUUUGCGCGACGCCAGCCAGCGCAUGGGCCUCGCGCUGGCCGCCGACCGCCUUGCCCACUUCGAAGAGAGGGUUGCUGCGAUCAUUCGGGGUCUCCGCCGCCCUGAGCCCGAGCCCCGAGGCGCCGGCGAUGGUGGAGGCGCCGUUGUGCCAGUCGAGCCGCAGCGCGGCGGCGCAGAGCAGCCGCGGCACGGCGCCCGUGCCGGAGCGAUUGUCCCUGUCCACGUCGGCAGGACGGCUACUAACCCACGAUUUGGACAGACGAAUCGUGCCCUGGCCCGCGAGAAGGGCAAAGCGCAGAGGUGGCGAACUAGGGCGCUGGCGGCAUAG
Molecule: messenger RNA, 576 nt
Organism: Prorocentrum cordatum
Lineage: Eukaryota; Dinophyceae; Prorocentrales; Prorocentraceae
Source: the annotation of a GenBank genome assembly